CGUUACUUUUUCAGGUACUGAAAAAAGAUGGCAGACACACUAGAGGACAGGCAAAAGCAAGAAGAAAAGGCAAGAAAAAAGGCAGAAGUCCGUCGCAGACUUGAAGAAUCUGCAAAAAAAUCCAAAAAAGGAGGUUUUAUGACUCCAGAAAGAAAGAAAAAACUCAGGACACUCUUAAGGAAAAAAGCUGCGGAGGAACUUAAAAGAGAACAAGAGAGAAAAGCUGAAGAAAGGAAGAAAAUGAUAAUAGAAAGAUGUGGUCAGCCAAAAGUUAUAGAGAAUUGUAAUGAGGCUACUCUUCAAGCUAUCUGCAAAGAAUAUUACAAAAGAAUAGUUCAUUUGGAAGAUACUAAAUUUGAUUUAGAAUAUGAAGUAGGGCAAAAGGAUUUCAUGAUUAAUGAAUUGACCAUUCAAGUAAAUGAUUUACGAGGAAAAUUCGUGAAACCUAAUUUAAGAAAGGUGUCAAAGUAUGAAGGAAAGUUUGAAAAACUUAAAAUGAUUGCCAAAACAUCGGAAGUUGAUUUUCGGGUCAAUUUGAAAACUGUGAAAUCAAAUAAGUUUAAGUUAGAAGAAGAAGAAGAGGGUAAAAAGCAAAUUCCAGAAUGGGCCAACAAAUAAACAGACAUAAAGAGACCAAGAAGUGUUAAUGAGUUUUGAUUGUACUGAGAACAUUAAAAGAUUUUUCUUUUUUUCCUUUCAAA
Messenger RNA from Parasteatoda tepidariorum (common house spider), 701 nucleotides. Lineage: Eukaryota; Metazoa; Arthropoda; Arachnida; Araneae; Theridiidae. The record is from RefSeq and is a predicted model, not a curated record.